Messenger RNA from Trichoderma atroviride IMI 206040, 2922 nucleotides. RefSeq lists its product as uncharacterized. Gene Ontology annotation, biological process: DNA repair. NCBI's taxonomy places the organism in Eukaryota, Fungi, Ascomycota, Sordariomycetes, Hypocreales, Hypocreaceae. The record is from RefSeq and is a predicted model, not a curated record. Gene Ontology annotation, cellular component: nucleus. Gene Ontology annotation, molecular function: ATP-dependent chromatin remodeler activity; ATP binding.
GGAAUUAUUAGAGUACAUCUGCUACCAGACGACGUUCAACGAGGCUCCAUAGACCGUACCAGUUCGGCAUUACAAAGGGAGAGAUCCAAGAUACUUCGCUACCUUGAUUAUUCACCGUGUGCUUGGAAAGCCGUUAAAAUACCAGAAGAGACUGGCAGCCCUAUUCUUGACAAUCCCAAUACCGAUGAAAAUGAUAAGGACAUAUCUCUGCUGGAGCUCUUCAACGCCAUUCCUUCACCAUGCCCAGACUUGGAUUUGGUCAAAGAGCCAUAUACACAGGAUGCCAUGUAUAAUCUCAUGGAGAGCAAAGUACCAGGACUCAAAACAGAGCUACAUCCCUACCAAAGACGAUCUGCAGCUUUGAUGCUGCAAAAGGAAGUGCAGCCCGGCCAGACUCUCGACCCGAGGUUAUUGCAUCUGAAAGACACACGCGGCUCAUCUUGGUAUAUGGACCAUGUUACUGGCGAGGUUUUAUUGGGGCCGCGAUAUUACGAUGCGGUUUCGGGAGGGAUACUGGCAGAGGAAAUGGGCUCGGGCAAGACAAUAAUCUGUCUUGCGUUGAUACUUGCGACGAUGCAUUUGCCAACAAAUCCGCCUGAUUUUUAUAAACAAGGUCAACCACCAGUCAGACAGAGAAUUGCAUCUCUUGCCGAUAUGGCAGCCUCAUGCGCCACACGUCAUGCCGUUCCCUGGAGAUCCUAUUUCGAAGCGUGGAAGGCGCAGCAUGGUUAUGAGUUUACCCAUUGUAACGACGUUCUUUCGAGAAACCCCGGGCAUUAUUUUCUCCCCGCACCGAAGCCCCCUCGUUCUAGACGACGGAAUGCAACCGGCACAACGCCGCCGCCCCAAAAAGUCUACUUGAGUUCGGCCUCAAUUGUGAUUGUUCCCAAUAACCUUCUUGCGCAAUGGAAAAAGGAGAUACGAAAGCAUACUGAGGGCCUAAAUGUACUAGUUCUUGGGAAAAGCGACAGGCUUCCGUCGUCGCACGAUGAAUUAUUGACAUACGACAUCAUCUUGUUUUCCCAGUCAAGGUUUGAGAUUGUUGUGAAACAAUAUGGCGGUGUCAGCGGUUCUAUCUUGUCAUCCAUCCAUUUCAAGCGAUGUAUCGUGGAUGAGGGGCAUAAACUUGGUAACUCAAGAAUUAACAAGAAAAGCAAUCUCUUAAUUGGCCUAGACUCGAUGCAUUUCUCCUCUCGUUGGGUCGUUACGGGAACCCCUUCGCAUGGUUUAUACGGAGUUGAAUCACCUCAUACUUCUACGGCGAUUUCUCAUACCGACCAAAGCAACUCUUCAACGGAAAUGGAAAGAAAAGAUCUUGAUCGAAUCGGGGCCAUUACUGCCCUAUAUUUAAAAGCCCGUCCUUGGGCGAACAUUGAUAUUGAGAAUGGCGAUACAGUGGCUGAUUGGACGAAAUACUUAAUGCUCCCUAAGCAUCACCCCAAGAGUCAAGGCCGAUUCGAGAGUCUGGAAUCUACGCUCAAUUCUCUUAUUAUUCGCCAUCGUACAUCGGAAAUUAAGACUCUUUUACCAUCUGUAAAUGAGAAGGUCGUUGUUCUCGAAGGUUCAUAUCAGGAUCAACUGUCAUUAAAUUUGUUCUCUAUGAUGAUAGUGUUCAACUCGGUCCAAUCGCAGCGAACGGACAUGGAUUAUUUCUUUCAUCAGAGGCAAAAAAAAUCCCUGCUACAGAUCGUACACAAUCUAAAGCAGGCAAGCUUUUUUGGAGGGUCUUUCUUUACUGCUGACGAAAUUGCUAAAUCAGUAGAAACCGCAGAAAAGUUUUUGGCAGAGCGGAAAAUACCCAUCAGUCCUGAAGAUGAGUCACUACUUCAACAAGCUAUUCAAUUUGGCCAUCUAGCCAUGCACAAUAGACUUAGAAAUCUUACCAACCAAUUUCACGAAACGGCAGUGUCAAUCACAGGCUUCCCCGGCAACGCUGGCGCAUCCUGGUCUCUUGAUGGUGCUGCCACAGACGGCAGCAUCUGUACAUCUACCAGCAUGAUCCUAUCACUUCAGAGUCUAGUAUAUAAGGCGGCAAGGAGUGAAGAAAAAUUCAACUCUCUUUUAAACGGCGAACUGAUCUCAGAAGGCGCACUGGAACGCUCGAAACUCCUAGAUGCGGCAGCUCCUGAAAAGAGUUCCAAAUCAAAGGAAAAGUCAUCUAGUACACUUGCUGGUAAUACAAAAUUAGGCGAUGAUAGCCCGAAGAAGGUACGCUCGCAUGGCAUAAAUGGAACUGAGCCGAAGACUCUCGCUGUCGAACCAUCUGCCGGCCACCUCGAACAGACAAAGAUCACCGCGACUGUAUCCGCAAAACUCUCUUACUUGGUCGACUGCCUGGGGAAAUACCAAGAAGAAGAGAAGAUAAUUGUUUUCUACGAGAAUGAAAACGUAGCAUGGUACUUGGCUAGCAUGCUUGACGUGCUUCAAAUCCAACAUUUGAUUUAUGCCAAAACUUUGAGCACAGAGAGGAGAGCGCAUUAUGUCGAUACGUUCAACCAUAAUGAGAAAUUCAGAGUACUCCUCAUGGAUUUAUCUCAGGCAGCGUUUGGUCUAGAUAUGCAAGAGGCAUCUCGAAUAUACUUUAUCAACCCAGUCCUCAAUCCGCAGGUAGAGGCGCAGGCCAUAGGUCGUGCGCGGCGAAUUAGCCAAAAGAAGCCAGUCUCUGUCGAAACGCUUGUGCUGAAGAACAGUCUGGACGAAGUCAUUCUCGAGCGCAAGAAACAUAUGUCUCAAGAAGAGCAUCGCCAAGCCAAGUCCAUUCUGGAUGUCCGACCAAUAUAUAACUGGAUCAAAAAUACCAAAGUUACUCCAAUGAAGCCAAGCGAAGACGAUUAUACUUUGCAGAUGGCCGCGCUUCAAACCACACAAGCUGUAUUUGGCAAAGGGUUUGGAGUUGUGGCACAUCCCGACGACGGCAUUAUC